Molecule: messenger RNA, 2126 nt
Organism: Acanthopagrus latus (yellowfin seabream)
Lineage: Eukaryota; Metazoa; Chordata; Actinopteri; Spariformes; Sparidae
Product: major histocompatibility complex class I-related gene protein-like
Exons: 7
Coding region: 1-1119 (372 amino acids)
Biological process (GO): immune response
Cellular component (GO): external side of plasma membrane
Source: RefSeq, a predicted model, not a curated record
AUGAGAACGUUAUUGUUGUUGCUUCUCUGCUGUCACGCUUCAUCACCAGGGAAACACUCCCUGAAGUAUUUCUUCACUGCACUGUCUGGACUCCCAGACUUCCCCGAGUUCGUUGCAGCCGCAGUGGUCGAUGAAAAUCUGGUGGUUCACUGCGACGGCAGCAAAAAGUUGAUCGAACUAAAACACGACUGGGUGGAAAAAGUGCUGGAAAAGGAUCCUCACCAUAUGGAGCUGUACAGUGCCGGGUGUUACGAGCAGGAGCCAGUUGCUUUCCAAGCCACGAUCAGUGAUUUCAAACUGCGCUUAAACCAAAGUGGAGGUGUCCACAUUUUGCAGAGGAUGAGCGGCUGUGAGUGGGACGAUGAGACUGGAGAGGUCGUUGGUUUUCAGCAGUAUGGUUACGACGGCGAGGACUUCAUGUCGCUGGACCUGACGACAGAGACAUGGACCACUCCAAAACCACAGGCCGUCAUCACCAAACUGAGAUGGGAUGCUGAGAUACAUACGAUAAAAUCGUACAAGUAUUUCCUAACAACCAUUUUCCCCGAGUGGCUGAAGAUGUACGUGGCCUUUGGGAGGAGCUUUCUGCUGAGAACAGAGCUUCCCUCAGUGUCUCUCCUCCAGAAGACUCCCUCCUCUCCAGUCAGCUGCCUCGCUACAGGUUUCUACCCUCACAGAGCCUCACUGGUCUGGAGGAAAGAUGGAGAGGAGCUUCAUGAGGAGGUGGACCACGGAGAGAUCCUCCCCAACCACGACGGAACCUUCCAGAUGAGUGUCGACCUGGACGUUUCAUCAGUCACACCUGAGGACUGGUCGAGGUACGACUGUGUGUUUCAGCUCGAUGGUGUGGCGGAGGACAUCGUCACCAAACUGGAGAAAGAUCGGAUCAGGAGCAACUGGGUGAAGCCCAGUGAAAAGACCGCCCCCAUCAGUGCCGCAGUGGUUCUUCUCGCUCUCACUCUCAUCGGUACUGCUGGAUUCAUCGUUUACAGAAAGACGAAAGUGAAGCCCACUGAGGAGACCGUCCCCAUCACUGCUGCAGUUCUUGCUCUCACUUUCAUCUGUGCUGCUGGAUUCAUCGUUCACAAAAAGAAGAAAGACAAGCGCAGAGCUCUCUGAGCAGCUGAAUCCAGAGACCUGAAUGACAAACACACUCUCCUGGAGACGCUUGCAGCCUUUAUUUAGCCUUGCAGAGCUAAAAGAGAGUAAAAGGUUAAAGGCUUCCUGCAAUAACAGUGAAGUAAUAUAUAUAUAUAAAAGGAUUGGCUGGGACUGUUCUAUUUUCUAUGGCUCUGAUUGGUUGUUUUAUUGAUUGUUGUUCUCUUCCUCUAGUGAUAUACAGCUGAGGUGAUGCCAGAUGAUGCGCUCUAAUUAUCACUGAGUAAGAGAGAGUUAGAAGAGCGAUGCACCUCACCAUAUGAAGAGAAAGUAAUCUUACAUUACGUUCUCUUCAGUUUGGAUUUGGACUUCUAAUAACUGAUUUGUUGGCGAUUUUGUGACUAUAAAUAGAAAGAAGUAAUGAAUGGGAAAAUUAGCCUCCAAACAGAAUGAUUGAAUGCCUGGAACGAGGUUGUUAACCCUAACCCAGUUUAGACUGAGUAGUUCCAGUGCAGAUAUAAGGCUGGGUCAUACUGCAGAGUUUCUGCUGUUUGUUUGUGUGUUUGUUUGGCUGAGUGAAGGAUUUAAAGGCAGCUUAAAGAUGUCUAGGUCAGGGUUAGAGAGUAGCGUCUCCUGUCAGAGGGCUCAGUGGACACGUAGUGGCACAGUCUGAUACCCACUGCAGUUCAAAAAUGGGUCCAAAUGUAGUUUAACAUGAAGACUGUGACACCAAAUGUUGUCACAUUUUUACUAUGUAUUGAUUUUUGAUGAAUGAACAAUAAUCUGAUUAACCCAGGUGAGGAAGGGGAUUCAAGAUGGGACAAUAUGGAGGAGCCAGAACAUUAUGAGAUAUAGUGACAGUUUUGAUGUUGGAGGAACAGAAUGUGACCCGUUUGGGUGACAGCACCUUGUAUAUCUAAAUAUGCCUGAUUCCUUUACAUUGAUGAACAUGAAUGCAUGUCGAAGUCAAAUGUAUUGUUCUUUCUUUUUUUUAUUCUGAUGUUUUGUCUUUUCAAUAAAAUCGUCAA